AUGAAGUCGACAGCGCUCCGCCUGUUGUUGUUUGCUGUCCUAUUUGUAUUGGCGACAGCGUGGACCAAAGAAGAUUAUGAGAUUUUCCGCCUCCGCGAUGAGGUUGCUGCCGGGGAGGGUUCUAAUGUGACUUUCUACGAUUUCCUCGAGGUCCAGCCCAAUGCCAACCAGGAUGAACUGAACAAGGCCUAUCGCAAGAAAUCGAGACUUCUCCAUCCCGACAAAAUCAGACGCUCCUUCAUUGCCAACAGCUCCAAGGAUAAGGCCCGGUCGAGGACGAGCAAGCAGGGGGUUCAUGUCAACAAGGGUCCCUCCGAGCGCGAGAUCGCGGCUGCCGUCAAGCAGGCCCACGAACGAGCCUCCCGCCUGAACACCGUCGCGAACAUUCUUCGUGGUCCGUCGCGCGAGCGAUACGAUCAUUUCCUGCGGAAUGGGUUCCCCAAGUGGAAAGGCACGGGAUACUACUACUCGCGAUUCCGCCCGGGUCUGGGCUCCGUGAUGGUCGGCCUGUUCUUAGUCUUCGGGGGUGGCGCUCACUACGCCGCCCUGAUCCUGGGCUGGAAGCGUCAGCGGGAGUUCGUCGAUCGGUAUAUCCGUCAAGCCAGAAGAGCUGCCUGGGGUGAUGAGCUCGGCGUUCGCGGCAUUCCCGGUGUGGACGCAAAUGCCGCUGCUCCGGCUCCCGCUGCGGAAGCUAACGAGACGAGCGCCAUCCCUAUGAAUCGCCGUCAGAAACGCAUGAUGGACAAGGAAAACCGGAAAGAUUCCAAGAAGAGUGCUCGAUCCGUCUCGCGCGCCGCCUCCGGUACCUCCACCCCAACGACCGAGUCCGUGGAGCCCUCCGGGGAGAGGAAGCGCGUCGUUGCCGAAAAUGGCAAGGUCCUCAUCGUUGACUCAAUUGGCAACGUCUUCUUGGAAGAUGAGACCGAGGACGGUGAGCGCCAGGAAUUCCUGCUCGACAUUGACGAAAUCCAGCGCCCCAGGGUGCGCGAUACUAUGCUGUUCCAGAUUCCCGUUUGGUUUUACCGCAAAAGCUUUGGCAAGUUGCUUGGGUCCUCGGAGAACAGUGACAACGUUUCUGAUGAAGACGAAUCGGCCGAAGGAGAGGAGCCGGUUGAGGAGCCUGCCAGUUCCGCAGUUGCCUCUAAAAAGAGCGGGGCUUCUCGCAAGAGAGGAAAGCGCUCUGCACGAUCCUAA
Aspergillus melleus is the source of this 1194-nucleotide messenger RNA. RefSeq names its product putative endoplasmic reticulum DnaJ domain protein Erj5. The transcript has 3 exons. Bases 1 to 1194 code for a protein of 397 amino acids. Gene Ontology annotation, cellular component: endomembrane system. Lineage: Eukaryota; Fungi; Ascomycota; Eurotiomycetes; Eurotiales; Aspergillaceae. The record is from RefSeq and is a predicted model, not a curated record.